CACCGCUGAGUUUUCGAAAUCGCGAUGACGACUGGUGUCCUUCUUCGAGCCUGCCGCGGAGUGGCGGCGGCAGCGGCGCCCCGACUUCGUCCGUCCAGUACGAUGUUCAUGGCCUCUUCUGUCCGCUUCUUCAGUGACGAAAAAGUGCCAACCAACACAGGACGAUGGGUUGUGGGGGACUCCGCGACUACGCCGUUGACCGGCAACGACUCGGACUUGCUCAAAUUUGUCGACCAGGACAGUACCGAGACUCCGUCUCAUGUAUCUCCCUUGUCCACGCCUGAAAUCCUGCGUGUCGGCAGCGGCGACGACGAGGAAACGCUGGUGAUUCCGGGUGUGGAGAACGACUUGGAGUCGUUUGAGGUGGCGGAGGACGACGUCGACGACAUCGACGACGAGUACGACGACGACGAAGAUGUGUCGUCGCUCCAAGACCAGGUGUACGAGGACUGGAAUAUCGACGACAACGACCUGAUCUUGCCGGAAAUGAUGAACUGGAUGCUGCCCAAGGCCCAGCGCGAGCCACUUCGUGCCCCCAAGGAAAAGAUCUGGACCGAGUUUGUCAAGGCUGACUUGGACCCCGUGGAAUUGGCGCUGAACGUCGACCUGCUGCGACUGUUCAUCUCGCCCACCGGCCGCAUGCUGCCCCGCCGCUUUACCGGUCUCCGCGCCAAGCAACAACGCCAGUUGGCGGCUGCGAUCAAGAAUGCGCGUCAGAUGGCGCUGCUGCCGUACACAAGUCGAUACCCGAUGCCGUCGCCAGAGCAAAUGCAGCUGCUCACGGAACAAGCGGUGGCCAUGUAUGACGACUUUGACUUUGAAUCCGGCGACCACGAGCGCGACGAAGACGAUGUCGACGCCAUGUACGUCGAAGAGUAGGAACAAAGUACAACAACAUUGCUAUACUUUGGACUGGUCUUGGUUACACAAAUAUACACAAAUAUACUAUUAG
Molecule: messenger RNA, 952 nt
Organism: Aphanomyces astaci
Lineage: Eukaryota; Oomycota; Saprolegniomycetes; Saprolegniales; Verrucalvaceae
Product: ribosomal protein S18
Exons: 4
Coding region: 25-879 (284 amino acids)
Biological process (GO): translation
Cellular component (GO): mitochondrial small ribosomal subunit; ribosome
Molecular function (GO): small ribosomal subunit rRNA binding; structural constituent of ribosome
Source: RefSeq, a predicted model, not a curated record